AUGGUGAUGGAAGAAGAAAGAGAUUGUUGUUCAACAAUAACACUGAACAGAAGCAACAACAACAUCAACCCCAAAGAGAAUCACAAACAAGAGAAACCAUACAGAGGAAUAAGGAAGAGAAAGUGGGGAAAGUGGGUUGCAGAAAUACGAGAACCAAACAAAAGAUCAAGAAUCUGGUUAGGUUCUUACACCACACCCGUAGCCGCCGCACGUGCCUACGACACCGCCGUAUUCUACCUAAGAGGCCCGACGGCUCGUCUUAAUUUCCCCGAAUUAUUGUUCCAAGACGAUGAAGACAGCAGCAUCAACACCAACGGUUCUGUUCCACAAGGUAACAUGUCCGCUGAUUCAAUACGCAUAAAAGCCACCACUGUCGGUGCUAGAGUUGAUGCUCUUCAAACCGCUCUUCAAGCUUCAUCACGUUCCAGUUCUACUCACUCUGAUGUUAAACCUGAUUUGAACGAGUUUCCAAAACCUGAAGAUUAUUAA
Molecule: messenger RNA, 489 nt
Organism: Vicia faba (fava bean)
Lineage: Eukaryota; Viridiplantae; Streptophyta; Magnoliopsida; Fabales; Fabaceae
Source: the annotation of a GenBank genome assembly